UCAAUCAUCCCUGGCUGUUUUCAGCUCUUUCGGCCUGACCAUGGCAACACACAGGCCUAGGGCACGUUCUGGCUUCUCUCACUAUUUUUAACAGAAUUACACAGAACUCUUCAGGAUUGAGCUCAGAGCACAGGGCCAACGUACAGAGAGGGCGGGAUGUGAGGCCAGUUUGUUCUGCCACCUGUGACGAUAUCUUAAAUUGGUAUGGGUCAGGCGGAGUGGCCAAGGCUUACACAUGACACGGGUGUGCGGCAUAUUGCCUAGAAACUCUCAAGGAACUCAACAUUUGUGUGUUUAGCCAACAGAAAACAGUGAUCUUCAUCAUUACGGUUCAUUUUGUAGGAUUCUUGCACAGGUCUGGAAACCUUUGGGGAAAAAGUAUGGAUAUUAUUGUUAUGGAUAUUCUGUUGUCAAGCCUUCUCAGUCCAUGUCAUCACUCUCUCUAAGUGCCAUGCCUCAGGUCCCUUCUCUGGGACGUAGAGCCACUUCACACCGCUACAUCUGUACUAAGGUCCUAUUGGCUGAGGGUGAGGAGACGCCCUUCACCGAGCACUGUCGCAACUAUGAGCACAAGUAUCAGAUUCUACAGACAGAGAUUCAAAAGCUGAAGGACCAGAUGCAGGAGCUGCACAGAGACCUGACCAAGCACCACUCACUCAUCAACACGGACUCCACAGAGGAGAUCCUGGAGAGAUCUGUGCACAUUGAUGAACAGAUUGAAGCACAGUACUCUGCCAUGCAGACUUUGAGGACCAUGUUUGAGGAGGCCUGUGAGGAGCCAUUUCAGAGAGGCACAAAUGAGCAAGAGAUCUAUGAAGCACAGCUCCAUGAUCUUCUUCAGCUAAAGCAGGAAAACUCAUACUUGAUGACUAUCGCACGACAGAUUGGACCGUACAUAUUGUCUAUAGCAAAAGUCAAGGAGCGCCUUGACCCCAGGUUCCAGGAGCCAAAAGAACCUGAAGAUGACCGCACUGAGACCAUGCUGAAGAUCUAUGAAGAUAGUAUAGUGACCAGUGAAUCACAGCAGAGUAAUGAUGAGAGCUCUUUCACAGUCUACAGCCGGGAUUCACACAGACAUAAGAAAGCUGGAAUCUUACAGCAUGAGGCACCAAAAAACUCUGACCACCACUGGCAAAGCAAACACAGAAAUAUUUCAGAGACAACGCUACGCAAAGAGCUGCCAUUCUAGCACCACACCUUCAGCCAACAACGUAAAGGACCUUCACCAUAACCCUAAUGUCCAGCCAGUCCAGACUGAAGUACAAAACAAAUGCAAUAAUAUGAACUAAAUAUUUAUGGUUCCUACGAUGACUUUGGAUUGAAAGGAAAUAAGGACACACUGCAAGAAAGUUACUGUAAAAUGUAGAAUGAAUUUUAUUUGCCGGUGGCUUUGCAUUGUAAUUUUACAGAAAUUAAAGCUUUAACAUCAGUAGCAUUAUAGUAAAAUAUGUAAAAUCUCUGGUAAAUUUUAACUGCUGUAUAAUCACAAUAUUUAUUGACAGCUGAAAUGGCCGUUAAUUUACUGUAAAUUUUACAGUACACUCAUACAUUGCAUGACAAUUACAUUUAUGAACUACUGUGAAUGUUUCUUCCUGUUUGACUUGAGUUUUGAAUUAAAUGUGUAGUUAAAAAGGAAUGAACUCAUGAAGUGAAACUUUCUGUAUUUUACUGUAUUUUGAAUUGUGUUUGAUAAAAUGUAUAAAAUGAGUAUUCUGGUUUGUGUACUUUGUGUAUUUAAAAAUAAAGAAUGUUGAAC
Molecule: messenger RNA, 1756 nt
Organism: Pangasianodon hypophthalmus (striped catfish)
Lineage: Eukaryota; Metazoa; Chordata; Actinopteri; Siluriformes; Pangasiidae
Gene: rnf207a
Product: ring finger protein 207a
Exons: 8
Coding region: 428-1189 (253 amino acids)
Biological process (GO): regulation of heart looping; regulation of cardiac muscle contraction
Cellular component (GO): perinuclear region of cytoplasm
Molecular function (GO): transmembrane transporter binding; Hsp70 protein binding
Source: RefSeq, a predicted model, not a curated record